CCAGCUCUUGUGUCUGUGAGCUAGUUCUUCCACUCUCACACACAACAGCCUCCUGUUUCUGCACCCCUAAGUGUGUGAGAGAGACAGUGCAUCCAGCUUUCUGUGCUAGAUCUUUUAUCUAUUUCGUCAACAACAAGCCUUAUUAAACUUCUCCUCCCCAUCUCACUGUGAAGUAAAUAUGGCAAACACAGCAACCAACAUGCGGCUGAAGCUGCCGAUCACCUGCUUCAUCCUGGAGAUCAUCCUCAUCAUCCUCUUUGGGGUGCUGGUGCAGUAUGACAAUGAGACGGAUGCAAAGAAGUGGCACGGUAUGACCCAUGGGAACCACAGUGACCAUCAAAAGGACGUGGAACACAAGGACUAUGAGAAUGACUUCUACUACCGCUACCCAAGUUUCCAGGAUGUACAUGUGAUGAUCUUCAUUGGUUUCGGCUUCCUCAUGACCUUCCUGCAGCGUUAUGGCUUCGGUAGUGUGGGUUUCACUUUCCUGAUUGCAGCUUUAGCCUUACAGUGGGCCACGCUUAUGCAGGGUUUCUUCCAUGGUAUGCAUCACGGCAAGAUUGAAAUUGGAGUGGAAAGUAUGAUCAAUGCUGAUUUCUGCACCGGCUCUGUGCUGAUCUCAUUUGGAGCUGUUCUGGGUAAAACAAGCCCAGUCCAGUUGCUUAUUAUGGCGGUGUUUGAGGUCACACUGUUUGCAGUCAAUGAGUUUAUCCUGCUGUCCCUUCUUGGAACCAAGGAUGCUGGAGGCUCCAUGACCAUUCACACAUUUGGAGCCUACUUUGGCCUGAUGGUGACUCGAAUCUUGUACAGACCCAACCUGGACAAGAGCAAACACAGGAACAGCUCAGUCUAUCAUUCUGAUUUGUUCGCUAUGAUCGGUACUCUCUACCUGUGGAUGUUCUGGCCCAGCUUCAACUCUGCCAUCACAGCUCAUGGAGACGAUCAGCAUCGCACAGCACUGAACACCUACUACUCCCUGGCAGCCUGCACUCUGGCCACUUAUGGCAUGUCUGCCCUCACGGCUCAUGAUGGCAAAUUGGACAUGGUCCACAUCCAAAACGCUGCCCUGGCUGGUGGAGUUGCAGCGGGAACAGCUGGUGAAAUGAUGCUGACUCCUUUCGGCUCCAUGAUUGUUGGUUUUUUGGCCGGCAUCAUUUCUGUUUUGGGCUUCAAGUACCUCUCGCCCAUCCUGGAGAGCAAGCUGAAGAUCCAAGACACCUGUGGGGUUCACAACCUACACGGCAUGCCAGGUGUCUUUGGUGCUAUUGUAGGAGCAGUCACUGCUUCUUUGGCCACCAAAGAUAUUUAUGGAGAAGGUAUGGAGGAUGUGUUCCCUCUGGUGUACGAUGAAAAGGUAAAAAGAACGGCAGCUUAUCAGGGCGGGAUUCAGGCCAUCUCCCUUGCUGUCACUUUGGGCAUUGCCCUGGUGGGGGGGCUUAUUGUUGGUUUCAUUUUGAAGCUGCCCAUCUUUGGAACACCUCCUGACAACUUGUGCUUUGAGGACAACAUCUACUGGGAAGUGCCUGGGGAUGAGGAAAGUCACGAGGGCCACUUGACCAAUGUGAGGACAGAGGAGAUCGCAAUGCCAGAGGCAACCGAGAAGCUCAACAGUUAGACACAAAAAGACACAGAAAGCCAGAGCAAAAUAUCCACAGUGAGGUUAUAGCAUCCUAGCAUGUCAGACCUGCUAAAAAAUUUAAAGUUACCCACAUUGUACUAAUGUGAAGUGCCAAACUGUGUGGUUUUAGAAGCCUUUUACUUGUUUUUACUCACUUUUUUACUUUUCAAAAUAAAAAAAAGUCCAGUUGAUAUAUACAGUUUCAACCACUAGAUGUCAAUCUAGAAUUAUCUCACAGACCUGUGAAAAAGCUGCAUUCGCAAAUGAUGUGUCCAUUUGUUGAAAGAUGCUUUGUAAUUGUUCCCUGAGCAGGCCAAGACAUGGUUACAGAGUGACAUUUUUGCAGCCAGUUCAAACCAAAGACAAACUAUUAAUGCUAGAAACCUGCAAUCAGUUUAAAAAAAAAAACUGAAUUUGAACCGAAGAAAACAAAGAAAUUUUGUUUUUCAAAUAAAGAUUUUCAUGCAAAAAUGAA
Molecule: messenger RNA, 2093 nt
Organism: Archocentrus centrarchus (flier cichlid)
Lineage: Eukaryota; Metazoa; Chordata; Actinopteri; Cichliformes; Cichlidae
Gene: rhbg
Product: Rh family B glycoprotein
Exons: 10
Coding region: 179-1615 (478 amino acids)
Biological process (GO): ammonium transmembrane transport; ammonium homeostasis
Cellular component (GO): plasma membrane
Molecular function (GO): ammonium channel activity
Source: RefSeq, a predicted model, not a curated record